GGCGGUUGAAUAAGAUGGCGGAGUGUUUUGCUUGAGGCGUAGAUUGUUUGGAUCUGGGCAGAAAUAUUCAGAUGAAAGUGGUAAACCUGAGGCAAGCCAUUCUCCAGGCUUGGAAGGAGCGAUGGACAGACUAUCAAUGGGCCAUAAAUAUGAAGAAACUCUUUCCAAAGGGUCCAACCUGGGACCUCCUCGGACUCUCAGAUCAUCUGCUGGAACAAGCCUUGGUUGGCCCAUCACCAAAUCCUCUGAUAAUGUCCUAUUUGAAGUAUGCAAUAAGUUCACAGAUGGUGUCUUAUGCAAGCGUAAUGUCUGCUAUUGCAAAGUUUGAAGAUUACUCCAGAGAAUUGUGUGUUAAAGCUCUGUUAGAACUAAUGGACAUGUUUUGUGAUCGACUCAGCUGUCAUGGCAAAGCAGAAGAAUGCAUAAGUCUCUGUCGAGCAUUGCUAAGUACACUAGGAUGGUUGCUGAAGUGUGCUGCUCAUUUUACUGAAAGGCUGAAGGAUGGACCAGAUGCGGCUUCUGGGGAAGAACAACUCCAACUCUGUGUUAGUCGGAUUGAGAAAAUUGUGAACAGCAAGAAGAAUAGAGCUCUUCUUCAUAUUGCAAGGCUGGAAGAACAAGUUACGUGGUCUAAUGUGGAGCAAGCAUACAUAAAGCUAACAGAAAACUGUAACAAAAUAAGCAAUCAGCAGCUCAGGUUGAGGCUGGAAGAAUGUAUUGGAUUGAUUAAAAGUGUUCUAGUCAUAACAGCUCAGUCUGAGCAGAACACCAAGAUGGAAUUCCCCACUGUUCAUGCCCUGAUUAUGUUGGAGGGAACUCUCAAUCUCACAUCUGAUACUCAGUCACUUGUUGAACAGCUGAUCAUGGUGAAAAGAAUGCAGCGAAUCCCUUCGCCUCUCUUUUUACUGGAAAUCUGGAAGGCCUGUUUUGUUGGCCUUAUUGAAUCCCCAGAGGGCACUGAAGAGUUAAAGUGGACUGCAUUCACAUUCCUCAAGAUUCCACAGGCAUUACUGAAGCUUAAGAAAUACCCUCUUGGUGAUAAAGACUUUACUGAAGAUGUGAACACUGCUUUUGAGUUUUUGCUCAAACUUACUCCACUUUUGGACAAAGCAGAUCAGCGAUGCAACUGUGACUGUGUCAGUCUCCUGCUUCAGGAAUGUGGAAAACUGGGGUUGCUUUCAGAAGGCAACAUGAAAAACCUGGUUAGCAAAAGGACAGCGGAUAGAGAGUUAGCUCCACGACUAAAAUCUGCUGAAAAUGCCAGCAUUCAGCCCAAUCCAGGCCUUAUUCUGCGUGCAGAGCCCACAGUGACAAAUAUUUUAAAGACCAUGGAUGCAGACCACUCCAAGUCCCCUGAGGGGCUGCUGGGAGUCCUGGGUCACAUGCUUUCAGGGAAGAGCCUGGAUUUACUAUUGGCAGCUGCUGCAGCUACAGGAAAAUUGAAAUCUUUUGCUAGGAAGUUUGUCAAGUUAAAUGAGUUUGCCAAGCACAUCUGUGGAGAGGGGUCAAAAGCAGCCUCUGUCCGAGCAUUAUUAUUUGACAUUUCCUUCCUCAUGCUGUGUCAUGUUGCUCAAACUUACGGAUCUGAUGUAAUUCUGUCAGAGCCUUGCCCAUCAGGAGAGGUGGUAUUCUUUGAGACAUGGAUGCUGACUUGCAUGCCUGAGGAAGGGAAAAUCUUAAAUCCAGAGCAGGGAUUCCGUGCCGAUCCCACUAAAGUGGAGUCGCUGGUGGUUCAUCUGAACUCCUCUGCUGAAAUGAAACUUGUCCAGGUGAAAUGGCAUGAAGUAUGUUCUUGUACACCAGCGGCUAUUCUGGAGGUCCUCAAUGCCUGGGAGCAUGGGCUGCUAACUUUUGAAGCUGUGCAGAAAAUCACCGAUAACAUCAAGGGGAAGAUUUGCAGCAUGGCUAUCUGUGCAGUAGCAUGGUUAGUGGCGCAUGUUAGGAUGUUGGGUCUGGAGGAGCGUGAGAAACCAUUGCAAAUGAUCUGCCAGCUUGUAACACCACUCUAUGCAGAGAACACACUUCAAUUCUACAAUGAAAGAGUUGUUAUCAUGAGCCUGAUCUUAGAGCAGAUGUGUGCUGAUGUCCUGCAGCAGACAGCAACUUCUAUAAAGUUUCCUUCAGCAAACUUGGACCCCAUCCCAUACCGCAACCUUCUACCAGUUAAGAAACCAAUUAAAGAAGUGCUCAUUACCAAUUUCAACAAUAUACUGAAUAAAGGCUGGGUGGACAGCCGCUCCAUCCAUGUAUUUGAGGCACUGCUACAUAUGGGAGGUGUAUACUGGUUCUGCAAUAACUUGGUCAAGGAACUAUUGAAGGAGACGAGGAAGGAACACUGUUACAAAGCUGUUGAGCUCCUUCAUAGUGUGUUUUGCUUGGACAUGCAACAGAUCACCUUAGGCCUGCUGGGCCAUAUCCUGCCUGGGCUCCUGACCAAUUCCUUGAAGUGGCAGAUGCUCAUGGAUCCACCUGGAAGAGCUCUUGCCAAGCUCUCGGUCUGGUGUGCUCUGAGCUCUCAUUCCUCACAUAACAAGGGUCAGGCUACAGCCAAGCAGAGGAAAAGACACAGAGAAGAUAUUGAGGACUACAUCAAUUUAUUCCCUUUGGAUGACAGCCAGCCAUCAAAACUGUUACGAUUGUUAAGCUCAAAUGAAGAGGAUCCAAAUAUCCUUUCUAGCCCUGGUGACCGUUCAAUGAGCAGCUCGCUUUCAGCCUCUCAGCUUCACAACAUAAACAUGAGAGAUCCCUUGAAAAGAGUAUUGGCAAACUUGUUCCUCUUGAUUUCCUCAAUCCUGAGCUCAAAGGUGGCUGGUCCACACACCCAGUUUGUCCAGUGGUUUAUGGAAGAAUGUGUAGAGUGCUUGGACCAGGGGAGUCGUGGUAGCAUUCUCCAGUUCAUGCCUUUUACCAUGGUUUCUGAACUCAUGAAAUUGCCGGCCCUAUCCAAACCAAAGACUGUGCUUGCGAUAACUGACCUGAGCCUCCCUCUAGGACGCAGGGUUGCUGCAAAGGCAAUUGCUGCACUUUAAAGGCUGGUUGCUUGAACAGUGGAUGAAAGGAUCCAGAUCCUUUGUGGCCAGGACUUGGAAGGAAGGGCUCAGCUACCCAGAUGAGGCAUUACAUGGGCUGCUUUGGACCAAGCUGCAUUCAAGAAACAGUUGGAAAAGAUUUCUGGCAAUCUGCUAAACUAUGCCUCCUGACUUAGCCUGCUGUCAAACCUGUCAAAAGCCUUGAAUAUUUCUGAAUGACUCUGAUAUUCAGAAAUGUUAAUAAUCUAUUAAAAAUCAUUAAAUUUUUAAUUUUUUUUACUGAAGUAAAACAUGUAAAUUUACUUAAAAAUAAAAAAAAGCAUUUA
Molecule: messenger RNA, 3355 nt
Organism: Pristis pectinata (smalltooth sawfish)
Lineage: Eukaryota; Metazoa; Chordata; Chondrichthyes; Rhinopristiformes; Pristidae
Gene: med24
Product: mediator complex subunit 24
Exons: 27
Coding region: 72-3029 (985 amino acids)
Cellular component (GO): mediator complex
Molecular function (GO): transcription coregulator activity
Source: RefSeq, a predicted model, not a curated record